Molecule: messenger RNA, 30891 nt
Organism: Wyeomyia smithii (pitcher-plant mosquito)
Lineage: Eukaryota; Metazoa; Arthropoda; Insecta; Diptera; Culicidae
Product: titin
Exons: 31
Coding region: 1302-27314 (8670 amino acids)
Source: RefSeq, a predicted model, not a curated record
UUCCAUUCCAGUUUUCUGCUAAGGCUUGGCAGGGCUUCGAAAGGUGCGCCUGGGCUCAGACGUGUAGUGACCUCGGACGUUAACGGGAGCUAAAAAUUUGUGCUGCCAAGUCGAGUCAACGCAGCAACGCGCGCCACCGGUAGCGGGGAAUGGCGGAUCCGAUUUGUGCUUUUGGUGGGUGCUGACGCGGUGAAAUGUGAUCCAUACCGUUCGAUCGACGCCAUCCGAACGCAGGCUGAAAUCAAGUGAUUUGGAUUCUUUCUUCUAGGAUCGAUACGAUCGGAAACGAGUGCAGUUAGCUGGAGGUCAAGAAGUGACUGGUCGUUUAGUUUGGGGGCCGGCUGGUGAAUGUAUCGAAUAAUAUUUCAGUGUACGGCAGCCGUGAGCACGGGUUUGAAAUAUUUGUGUCAUGUUUUUAAUGAAUUUAAAAGUACAUGCACUGUGGUGAACUGGUAGUGCGUUUGGAUGUCUGAAGUGUCAAGCUUACAAGAGAGAAACAUUAAAAUAUGUUGAAUAGUGUCUUGAGCACCAGCCUAAGUGGAUUAACCGAAUCAAAUGCUGAAUAAAUAAAAAAGUUGUAAGACAGCAACACGGCGGAAUUGAAUGUCGCGGAGCCAUUAGUCGGUUGACUGCAUCUUGUGCGCCGCCUCAGUUCUCCAUUAUCGUCGUAGCCGCCUAGUCGAUCGUUUGUCACGGAGCAACGCAAACGCAGCUGGAGGAAACCUUCAUUGGACCAUCACGCGUCGUCAAGAGGGAGAAAAGCAGCAAAAAGCUAGUGCCUGCCUGGACUCUGUCUGAUCAGAGAGUGCGAUCGGAAAUGGUGGCUUAAGAGCGAGCUCGUAGAGCCAAAGUGAUAGAGAUAAAACAAAUGGAAUAUGCAAUGCAACUUGGUUUGGUUUCAAUUUGGUCACUACCGCAAGUGUGUGUUGUGUUGUGUGUGAAUGAAGCUGAGAAGUUUGUUUGCCAAGCCAAUGAUCUGUGAAGUUCCCGUUCGGAGUGCCGUGUGUCGUGUUUGGGCUUAGUGCCGCUCGAAAGUGAAAACAAAUAAGCUUCCCAAACGGUGCUACUAACUAUUUAGGGGAUUGCGUAAAUGGUUCCAAAGUGAUAGCAAUAAAUUACAGAUUUACGCCAGGCAAUUUCCGCUUUCAAUAAAGUGCUUUAGCAGUGUGUUUGCUGUGAAGAGAAGUGCCCGUGAUUCAAUGUGGCAAUUAGAAAGGAUCCGAAAGGUUUGCUGCAAGUGACAGUCUAAGUCAAUCGUCAAUCGAUGCUCGUUUGUUGAAAUUGGCGCCAACCGCGUCACAAUGGAAGCAGACGUUCUGAACGCCCUGAACACCCAAACGGCGUACAUUCCCGGCGGCCGAGACCGCGAUGGGCACCCGUUAAUCAUAAUUCCCGUGCCGUUCUACGAUAAUCUACCAUGGAUGAAGGGUUUUCUGGAGACCACGGUUAAAUACAUACUGAACACCUUGAGCUCCGACACGAUCGCAGCCGGUUUCGCGGUGGUCCUUGACGCCCAGAAGUGCUCCUGGCGUUCGGCUCGCCAGUACAUUCGGCACGUGCAGUCACUGCUCGGGCCCAACCUGGACAGCUUUCUGGUCAUCCGACCGGAUGCCUUCUGGGAGAAGAACCGGGUGGAAAAUUGCGCUCGCCAGCACCGCCAGGGAGAGCCGACCGUAAUCUCCAAAUCACGGCUCGUCAAGUACUUCGAGCUGGCCGAGCUUCCCGAAGAAUUGGGCGGAACCGGGUCCUACAAUCACGACCAGUGGAUACAGAAUCGAUUGCGAAUUGAGGAAUUCCGAAAAUCCUACGAUAAAGCGAUCGGUGACCUAGAAAACUUGCACCGGCUGCUGCUGGACAACCGGACGGUGCGGGCGAGCGAGUCGGAAGCAGCACUCAAAUCCUGCCGGCAGCUUAAUCAAGACGUGCAAAAGUUUCUCGCUCUGGUCAUGGACGGCGGCAACAAACUGCUCUCCCACAUCGGAGACCUGCAGAGUACAAAACCAUUCAUAUCGCAGGACCUAAUCGAUGGGCGAGAAUCGGUGAAACUGAUGCUGAAUGCUGUCGAUCGGAAGCAGUCCGCGCUGAAUCUGGCCCUACACGAGCUGGAGUGCAACGUCGAAGAGCUGCGCGAGUUAGCCACACUGGAGGAGGGCGUUUCGUACGUAACCAACUGGAUCCUAACGACGGCGGAAGCGAUGCUGAACGCCCAGUUGAAGGUGGGCUACGAUGUGACGACGGCCGACAAACUGCGGCUGGAGCACGAAAUCCUCGAGCUGCAGUGCUGGAAAACGUACGGGUUCUACGCGGAGCUAAUCUACAAGAUCGAUAACUUUCCAAAGAUGAAGGAUUCGGUGGCCUACAAGGAUUUGAUGUCUCAGCGGGAGUGGAUGGACUUUGUUUGUCGGAGUUUUGCUCAGCGGCUGGAACGGCGCCGGAAUGUGCUGAUCACUUCGGUGCGAUUCUACCGGCUGGUUGCGGAGUACUUUGAUCGAACUAGUGAGGUUUUUCAGUCACUGAUCAUGGGCGACAAGGUGGAGGAUUUCGACUUGGCCAAUGCCAAGCUGCAGCGUUUGAAGGAUAGUCAACAAACGCUGGACACUGUCGAAAAGGAAAUCAUCAAAGAGGGCGAAAAGCUGAGUGACAUCCUCCUGAUGCCCGUAAAGGACGCCGUCGGACGGGAAGUGAAUGUGGACUACAGCGAGGAUAUUGCCAACGUACGUGACAUCCUGGAUGCAACCAUUUCUCGGUCACGAAUUUUCGUCGAAAGUGUGGAACUGCAGAAGCUCACCUUGGAUCAAAUAACCCACAUCUAUAAGUAUGAAAUGGACGCGGAAACGGCCCUCCAGUGGAUGGAUGAUCUGUACAAAGUUAUGAUUCGUUCGCACACUCACGUUGGGGUCAACGUUUACGAGAUUCAAGCGCAGAAGGAUGAACACCAAACAUUUCAGGAAACUGGUAAAGGCACCUACAACUACGGCUGCCAAUUGCUGAACGCAUCUCUGGCACUGCGGCAAUCCUGCAAGCUGGAAACCGAUCGCAACAUCGAGAUGACCCAGCAUCUGCAGGGAACGUGGAAAAAGUUCCAAGCCGUCAGCCAGGAGCAAAUGACGCGGCUUCGCGUUUCGGCCGUGUUUCACCGGAGCGUCGAAGAGCACUGCACCAAACUAUACGAGCUGAAGGAAAACGUCCUGCGGAUCGGCGACAUCGAGGAGACCAACCGGCGGAAAGUGAGACUGAGAAAAUGCCUGGGAAGCCGGGAGCGACUGCUUGUCGAGGUGGGCCGUAUGGUGCGGCUCGGGAGACUGCUGAAAACGAGACUGAAAGAACCAUUCCUGCUGGAUGACCGCUGUGAGACAAUGGCAAGCCCGGAAAAUGUUCUCACAGAAUCGGAUAACAUAAUGGCAUGUGAGGCCAUCUCCGCCCGUCUGACAGAAGUUUCGCGCAUCGCCGAAGCGCUGGACAGUGUCCUGCGGGAUGUACAGGGCGGAUUUGACGAUGUGGACGAGGAACUGAUCGGUGUCGCUGCCGGUGGAACCGGAGACACGUCCAGUGGCUCGGACAAAAAGGCCGAUGGCAGUAAUCACUGUGACGAUUGGAGCUGCAGCAUGAAAUCCACCGAGGACGAAUCUUUCGUCACGGCAUCCGAUUGUACGCCCCAAUCGCGAUCCUCCUCAUACCACACGGCUUCCGAGUGUCGGGCGUCUCCCUGGUGGGGAGGUGAAUCAACCGAACGCAGCUCGCUCGAUAACGAUUCCUCCGAAGAUGCCGACCCGGAAGCGAUGCCAUCGAUCAAACUGCUCUCUGGGGUCAUGAUAACCGCCUCGACUGCCAAUCUCUCGUUUGACGAAUCGGAGCACAGUUUCUUAACGCCGACCUCGAAUAGUGAACAGGCCGACUCGGAUGAUUCCCAGACGGCAGCGGCAAGUCGACGCCAACCUUCGCCAUUGAUCAGCUCCGGCUCCAGUUCGGCUCUGAAUUCAAUCAACCGAAGGGAGAAUCUGGCUCUGGCGCUGACCCCGGAAGAGCUUGAGCAGAUCGAAAGCGAUAUCCGGAACAAUAAUGUGGUAGCCGUGGCUGAAAGUACUCCCAAGGUGGCCAAGCACAGUUCACCAACGUCGAGUGACGACAGCGGUAACGCAGUGGAUCCCUAUCUGCAGAAAGCUCGUGCAGUGCAGUGCGUCGAUCGAACACUAGCCGAGCUCGGCGCCCGUCAGUUGGCCAUCGGCGAUGAAUGGGAACGCUGGAACGCCCAGCAGCACGCAGAUACCGUACUGAACGACAUCAUGGCCCAAAACAUGGAGACCCUCGCUCAAGCUACCAAACUGGAGGAGCAGCUUUAUCCGAUCUUCAACACCGCAUCGGACAAUCCGGCCGACCUGAGUGCAUUCGUUGGUGCUAAACUAAAUCAAAUCCAGGCGGACAUCCGGGCGGCGGAGAAUGAACUAACCAAGCGGUUCGAAACGAUCGAUCAACUCGCUUCGGGAGGAGUCGAAUCGAACGACAAAGUGAUUCAGGUGAAAAACAGCCUCAACUCGAUCAAAACCAAGCUGCACACGAUCGCGGCCGAUUUCCAGGAGCUCGCCUCGGUGGUUGAUCAUUUCCUCCGUUCGGUGGCAACAUGUCGUGAUAACAUCAAAGACUAUUUCGCGCGCAAACAAACCGUAACCGGGCCCGAAAGUGUCGAAUCAAUCACCAACAGCUACGAGCAGUUUAAGCAGAACACGAUGGAAUACUUCCGCAACCUGCUGCAGCAAAGUGAGCAGAUUAUCGAACGCAUCAAGACGCAGGAACCACCGGGAGCGAAAGAGCAGGACACGGACAAGAUCAUAACGCUGCUGGAGAAUCUGAGGACAUACUUCGAAACGCAAACCGAAUCGGAAAACUCCGAGCUUCGGAAGCAGCAUGCGGUUAUUGCGUUCGAUAAAAGUUUAAACGAGGUGCGGGGAGAAAUCGCCGCCAAAGCGGAUCAGGUGAAUCGUGGCCGAGGAAACUAUGGCGAGAAUGCGGACGGCGCGAGGGAACAGUUGGCCAGAAUCGGGGAGUUCGAGGCAAGCUUGCAGGAGUUAAGUUCCAAAAUCGAUGAUUUUGUCAACGCAUCUCAGAGCCUUACCAGCCAGUAUCCGGAGACGGCACCCUACGUACAUGCGGAGGCAACAAAGAUCCGCAACGAAUGGUCUGACCUGCUGAACAAAACCCAGGAGUAUCGACAGUUGACCACAGUAGCGAUAGAAUACUUCGAGUUAAUCUCCGUGGUCGAGAACAGUUACCGCGAUCUAAACGCUGAUCUCAUCAAUGCCAACAACAAACUGUCAAUUCUGAACAAUCCCGAUCUAGCGGACGAUUUGAUGCAGCAAAUCGAAAACAUCCUGAAGGCGUACGAAAGUCAACAGUUGGACACGCUGAAGCAAAUAUCCACCCUGUCAUCCCAGCUAUACGGUCACGACAGUACGGUCGCUCUGUACAACGAUAACCUCAAACUAUUCCAAACAUUCUACAAAAUCAAAACGGAGCUUAGCGAUCGCAUCAAAGAGCUAACCGAACAGCGACAGCAGCAAGAGACUCAACAGAACGAAGUUCAUGAAGUAACCACGAUAACCACAACAACCAGCCACAGUGGCUUACCCCAGCAGAUCGACAUCCAAACGGUAGACGAAGCUGAAUAUCUGCAGGAACCACAAGCACCAUUGGUGAUUCAAACCACCGAAGAAACACGUCACGAGCAGAUUCACGAGAUCAUCACCACAGUCGCAGAACCUCCUCCUUCACUGUCAAUAUCAAAACCACUCGCAGACAUAUCGGUCCAGGAGGGCAAACGGGCCCAGCUACAGUGCGUGAUCUUCGGUCACCCACCGCCCUGCGUUGAAUGGUUCAAGGAUGGAAUCAGCAUCCAGAAUAAUCCCGACUACAAAACAAUCUUCGACAACGGUAUGUGCUCGCUGACCAUCGACGAAACGGUGACCGCUGAUUCGGCGGAAUUCUUGUGCCGGGCGACCAACGACGCCGGUAUCGCUGACACUUCGGCACGCCUAACCGUAACCGAGUUGGCUCCGGCUCCGAAACCACAAGGGGUGCCUCCGGUGUUCACGCAGCCCCUUGCCAACGGUACGGCCACCGAGGGACAACCCUUCCAGUACAGCUGCACCGUCACAGGUAAUCCUUUGCCCGUGCUUCACUGGUACAAGAAUGACACUUGCAUUGACACUUCCCCCGACUACAAGAUCGCGUUCGAGCCGUCCGGCGGGCUGGCGGUGCUUCGCUUCGAGCAGGUAUUUCUCGAAGAUCAAGCCCGCUUCACCUGCCGAGCGAGCAACGAGUGUGGCACCGAUGAAACCUCGGCCGAACUGACCGUCGAACCCCUGGAACCGACCGAGUACCCCAGCUUCCGUACCCCACUAUCGAAUGUGAUGGCCCGCGUGGGCCAGAAGAUCAAGCUGGAAGCCGAAGUCGCCGGUACUCCACCGCCCGAGGUCAUGUGGACGCACGAUGGAAAGCAUUUCGCCAACCGGGAAGUGAAGUUCUUCUACGAAAACGGCAGAGCGCAAUUGGUCAUAGACGAGGCAUUCCUGAAGGAUGCUGGUGUCUACACGCUAACUGCCAAGAAUAUCGCCGGUGAAAAGUCCUGCUCGUGUAAUGUUGUUGUGAAAGGUCGGCUGCCGCACGAAACGUCCGAUUCAGAACUAGCCAGUGAUAUGGAACCAGUGAAACCGUCCGUCCAGCUCCAGCUCAAGGACGUCUCCGUGUUCGAGGGUAAACCGGUCCGACUGGAUUGCGUGAUUGUCGGCCAACCGGAGCCGGAAGUGAUUUGGUACCACUGGGAACGUCCCGUCAAGGAGUCCACCGAUUUUCAGCUGCUAUUCCAAGGUGAUCGCUGUUCGCUAGUGAUACGAGAAGCAUUUCUAGAAGAUGCUGGCGAGUACCGAGUGGUCGCUAUUAAUAGCGCUGGUGAAGCUUCGAGCAAGUGUAAUCUAAUUGUAACACCACUGAACAUCGCGGAACCAGCCGUACGUCAGCCGGCCGAACGUGUCCUGCCCCAACUGGGGGCGCCACCCAAGUUCGAGCGGCUGCUAAGUGACAUCCUUGCGACCGAAGGCGAAAAGUGUCAAUUCGAGUGUGCCGUCAGUGGCGAUCCGCGGCCCAACAUCAGGUGGUACGUGAACAACCGUGAAAUCGAAGAAAAUCCGCGCGUUCAUUCAGUAAUCCGCGAAGACGGGGUGGUGAAACUCAUCAUCGAACAGGUGUUCCCCGACGAUAAGGGCGUGUACACGGUGAAAGCUUGCAACCCGUCCGGGGAGGCCAAGUGCUUUUCGAAUUUGAUCGUGAAAUCCGUCAACGCUCCCGAGUUCGAAACUGUACCGGCGUUUCUUAGCGACAGUGUUGUGUGUCCGACGUUUAAGGAACUGUUCGCCGAUCGGGCCGUCAAGUUGCACGACUCGACUAAGUUUGAGUGCAUUGUUGUGGGUAAACCGCAGCCGAAAAUUCGGUGGUUUUUCAACGAUAGACCCGUUCAGGGGCACGAUUUUCUCGUUUCGACUAGUGGCGAUCGGCAGGUUCUAACGAUUCCCGAGGUUGUCCCAGAACUGGCUGGGAAAAUUACUUGUUUGGCUGAAAACGAAGCGGGACACGCACAGUGUGUGGCUUUUAUAAAGCUGGUGGAAGGUUUCGGAACGGCUUCGUUCUUGCCGCAGGUUAUGGCUGAAUCGAUGCUGCAGGUUGAUAAUACCGGAGCGUCUACGGUGACGCUCCAGAAGCAGGUUACCACUUCAUCCUCGUCCUACUCCUCCUCGACGGUGGUCGAGAACGGAGUAUCGCAAUCCGAGGUACACUCGCAGUCGGCCCAUCUGGACCGCUCGUUCAAGAAAGUCGGUAACGAAGCUCCGGAACUGUCGGAGAAAAAACAAUUCUCGCAAUAUCAUCAAACGAACGACUUGCCGCCUUCGACGCAGCAGGAAACAUCGAUCCUCAACAUCGCCAACAACAACACAUCGGAAAUGCACGAAACGAUCAUUGCUAACUCGGGUCAAAUCAGUACCGGGAAGCCCGCCAGGCGCAGCUCUGCUCCCCGCUUCGUUUCGCCGUUCAACGGAAAAAUCGUCGACCAAGGAGCCGAUGUUGUUUUCGAGGGAAUCGUCGACGGUUACCCGACACCCGAAGUGAAAGUAACCAAGAAUGACACCGAGCUUAAGCCGGACGGAGAGCGCAUCAGUGUGACCUAUUCACUCAACAAAGUCGUGGUCGAGCUGAAAAGCGUUUCACCUAACGACGCAGGACGUUAUACUGCGACAGCAUCGAACGCAGCCGGUGCUUCAUCGACCACAGCCGAUCUCGUCGUUAAAAAGUCUAUAUUCCCGCCAGUGUUCGGCAGACGGUUGCAGGCCCAGAGCGUCCGACGGGACGAUCGAGUUAUUUUGGCUGCCGAAGUAACGGGAACUCCGGAACCGAGCGUUUACUGGUUCAAGGACGACCAACCCGUACAGGAAUCGCUGCUGCCGGGCAGUUACGAAUUGCAACAGGUUGGACCUUGCUUUAAGCUGAUUUUCGAACGCAUUGACCUGGCGGACGCCGGAAAGUACAUGCUGCUGGCCAAAAACGCCGGCGGUGAAGCGCAAAGUAUCGCCGACAUUGCCGUGCUGGACGUGGAACCCCAGCCGCAACCGCAGCCCAAGCAUGUCUCCUUCGUGGACAUACCACAGCCAGCGGCCGGUGAACCACACGAAAGCAUUUCCGGUGAGUCUGGCUUUACAGCUCGCCAAGAAUUUUCAGCCGAGUCGAAACUGCAGGGUCCCACAACAGAGUCCACUAUCGUAACUGAAACGCGUCGCACUACAGAGGCCACCAUGCGGCUGGAACACAAGAUCAGCUUCCCCGAUCUGCCCGUAACAUUUUCACAACGCACACAAACACCCACGAUUCCUCUCGUAUCCGAAGGAACGAUGGUUCAAACAGACUUACAAACGAGUGCCACCAACACAGACCGAAUCGCUACACGAACGGACGCCACACAAACACCGAUUCCACCAGUACAGCUGCAGCAGCAACCUCCGGCGCAGCUACUAAAGACUGAAGCCACACAAACAACUCCCCAGGUGGAACUGCCGAAACCGCCGCUGGAAGAAAUUCAAACCGAAGCCAAGCGAAGUGCGUUCCAAUUCUUCGAAAAAAUCGACAAAUUGAACGGAACGGCACAACCGGCAGCGGUUCCUUUACCAUCCAUACCAAAGCCAAAAUCUUUCAAGCCACUCAAAUCAUCAGUCGCCAUCGAUCAAACGCAUCAGCUGGUAGGUCCAGAAAUACUGCUCUAUCAAUCGUACACUCCGGGUCAGCCACCGGCAGCACAAACUCAAUUCGCUUCAUCAUCUGAACAGUCAUCAAGUAGCGUUACAACCACCAACUUGACCACAAUGACCAACAGUAGCAGUAGCUAUCAAACGACCAAAAAGGUCGAGUUUCUGCAACCACAACCCGUCACUGUCCCGACUCCUCCGAUCUAUCACCAAGAGCCGCACCCCCCGAUAACCGUCGAAACGCACCACAUCCCGAAGCACGACCCGACUCCUUCCCACAAAAUUCCCCAAAUUGUGGCACACGAAGUCACAAUCAAUCGAAUCCAACAACAAGCCACAAGCACACCUCAUCUCGAGCGAGCUCGCAGCUCGUCCCCUCGACCAUCGGCGGAAGCCAUCGCAAUGGAGAAACUUUGGACCACUCCUAAAACAUCCGGCUUCGUCACAUUACCACGCACCAAACCAUCAACUGUAACUACUACUAUCACUGCUCGUAAACCCUCACUAGAGGACAGUAAACGCUCAACGCCUAAAUCCGAAUUUCAGCCAGCAGUGCAAAACAACUUUUAUAGUCAGCAGCAGCAGCAGCCACAACAACAGCAGAUGUAUUCGUCCUUCUCUACGACUCACCAGUUCCAGGCAUCAUCGCUAUCUCAACAGCAGUACUCCCAGACCAUGCAAUAUCAACCGUUCAAGCCAUCCGAACCAGCUCCCGCACCUGUCCAAGCUCCACAACCUGCUCCGUACAACCCAUCUCCGAUUCAACAGCCGACCUUCAAACCAGCACCUCAACCCGUUCAGCAACCGAAACCUUUCAUCCCAGCUCCAAUCCCACAACCCGUACAGAAGCCAUUCAUCCCGGCUGCAGCACCUCCUCCGGUUCAUCACUCCCUCGCUUCUGCUCCAGCUGCCGUGCCGUUCGUCUCUGGACCAUCCUACAACCAGACUCCUCAGCCGUUUAAGCCACUUCCUCCGCCUUCCAUCACUUCAAGCCAACAGAACUACUCCUCAACACCGCUCGACUUCCAGCCAAUCCAGACGACCUUCGUUCCAACUCCCCAAACCUUCGUUCCCGCUCCAGAACCCUACGUACCAGCUCCCCUGCCACAACCCAUCCCAUACCCAGAACCACAAUACCAACCCGAGCAGCCCCAAACACCACCAAUGUCCAUCCAAUGUCCACCUGCUCAAUUCGUCGACUUCACGCAACAACAGCAACAGCAACAACAAUUUAUCCAGCAACAGCAAGAGGAGAUCUACAAGAAAAAAUCGGUCAAGGAAACCAAACAGCUGUUCGAGCAAACCAUCCGACAGCAGGAAGCUGUCGCCGAUCUGCGGGCACCCCGCAUGAUCCAGCAGAUGCCGUACUCGCCGACCAAGGCGCCGCUCACUCUGCCGGCCGACUUUGGCUACACCCCGGCCGAGAUCGGACUCGAGCCGGGACCGCAGCCUACGAUGGGUUACGCUCCGAAGCACUCGAACGAACGCAAGAGCUCCUACUAUCGUGAGAAGAUCGAACAGUCCCUGUUCGAGAGCAUGGAUAAAGUGCCGGAACGUGUUCCGGCCGGUGGUGUCAAGAUUAUCCCGCCCAGUCCGCGCAAAAAGCCACCCACGGGACAGUCGGAUACCGCCGGGAUGACUCCUGCUUCGUUCGAGCAGCCACCGGAAGCCAAGGGUACGCCCACCGUCGGGGCCAAGAGCCCAUUCACGGCGACCGAGAGUGAGUACGAGAGUGAUAUGGACGUGAAUCGGAAGAUGAACGGAGUCAGCGGCUACCUGGCCGAUACCGAGGAGGUCCAGAAGACGGUUUCGUUCAGCGAGCAGAAGAUCGAGAGCUUCAGCAGCAGCAGCAAGACCGAAAGUAUGGUGGUCAGCUCUUCGACUGCCUCGCAGGAGCAGAAGAUCGAAUCGUUCGAGUCGUCGGUUGAAAAGGUUGAGGGCGCAUCCAAAUCGGCCGUGACCGACGGCGAAAUUCAGCCGCCGCCAGCACAGUUGCCCGCGGAGCAAGUAACCACCACCACUACCACCAGCAGCGCCACCGAAGAGGCUAGCAAGGAAUCCAUUACAACUGAAGAGGGAAUUAAGAACUUCCUGGUGAAUAAUGACCUACCGGAAGAUUUGCAACCAGUUAAGGUUCUACCAACAGAGGAGCCGCUACCGACGCUGAAAAAGGUCCCAGUUCCAGCGGCAGUUCAACCGGAACCACAACCAGAGCCAGCACCUGUCGCACCGGAACCGACUCCGAUCGUUGAACCGGCACCACCGGUUCAGCCGGCACAACAGAACGGUUAUCCUUCGGCUAGUGACUACGAGAGUGACUUGGACAAGAAGAUCAAGCCAGUGUGGCAGCCAACCAUCGAGCAGGGAUACAAGCCGGUCCAUCCGGUGUUUAACCCACCGAAACCGCAUGAAACCGGUCCAGCUGCACCGCCGCCAUCAGUAUUUGAUCCGAUCGACAAAAUUCAACCCACAAUUCAGAUUCCCGUACUCAGUGAAGCACCCAAAAUUGAAAAACCGACACCCAUCAGCUACACUCAAAGUCAGACAAGCCAGCAAUCCUUCCAAGAGCAAAAGAGCACGACCUUCCAGUCCUAUCAGCAGCAAAGCUAUCAACAAUAUCAAUCACAGCAACCCCAGCUGCAGCAACCCCAAUCGUUCCCACCUAUGGAACCGACACCGGCCCUAUACUACACCUCUAUCACGGGAGAACCCGUUCACAAUGCCAUCGCAACCGAAACCUCCAACACUCUGCACAUGAAGGAAAUGACCGAAAGCAGCAACCGGGUCGUAAAUAUGUCACAAACCCAGCGGGUUGUCAAUCUGGAGUCCACUAAUCAGUACUUGCAGCAGCAGAAGGCACCCUCGACAGACUUCAUGCAAAGACCAGGUCGCUUUACUCCGGGCGAGUAUCGCGACAGUGACCAAGAGUAUGACGGAUCGCGAAUCCGUCCAUUGUGGACUCCAAACCCAUCAGAUAGCGACGAACCACACUAUCGAAGCGUUAGGCCAAACUUCAAGCAGCCACGAUCGGCCAGUGUACCGCGAUCCGGUGAGCGAAUUCAAACCCCAAUGGAAUUCGACACCGGUCCAGUGUUGAUGCCGUCCAAAAUUGAUCUCAGCAGUGUCGUCAAUCAGCAGCAGCAAACCACGACCAGCACCGAGACGUCGUCGAUGGAAGUGCUGCAGACUCAAACUCUCGAUCGUCAGUCCUCGUUCACCUCCAAGCGGCUGGCGACUUCGCACGUGUCCAACCUGCGUGACGAUAUGGCUGUGAAAGCACACCGAGUGGCCCCGAUCAACUACAUCCAGAAGGCGGCCAAUCAGGCCGAAAGUAUGUCGCAGUCCUUCAAGACCAAGGCGUACCACUUUGCCAACGAAGUGAUGACAGACAUGCGGAAGGCACCGAUCAAACCGAUCCUGAAGAAUGCUUUCGGCUACCAGGUCCCGGUUGCACCGGCUACAGCCGUUGUCCCACCAGCCACCACCGGCAGUAACGCCCAAGUCUACCGAGAAGAUUCCAGGGUGUCCCAAUACGAGUGCAAUCGACAUACGUCCUACCGCAGCCACAAGGAACUACGGCCGAAGGUGAACACUCCGGAACGGCAGGACCACAACGGAUUCCAGGAGCACCACCAGCCGGAACAGCACUACGAGCACACAACCUACCGAUCGAUUUGCCUGAUUCAGACCUCGGAAGUGCAACAACAGCAUCAGCAGGUUGGCGGUUAUAUUCAGCAAACGUCGACACCGGCGGCUAUCACAUCGGCACCGCAGACGCCGUCCGGCCAGCUGUACCAGCAGCCUAGCUACGUGGUGCAGUCGCCGGGUAUUCCGGCUGACGCUUCACCACCGGUGUUCGAGCAAAUCUUCAAAAACUCCCGCUUCGCCCAAGGUGGCAAUGCACUGUUUGAGGGUAAACUCAAGGGUAACCCUAGGCCCGAGGUUUCCUGGACUCGAAAAGGCGCACCACUUCUCGAUUCCACGAAGCACAGGCUCAGCUACAACCCAGCCACCGGCGCAGUCUCACUGCUGAUCAACCAGAUCGGCCCUGGCGACGAGGGAGAAUACACCUGCAAGGCUCGGAAUGCCGUCGGCGAAGCGAUCUGCUCCGUAUUCAUACAACCAGAAGGCAUGCCUGCUCCACAGUUCCAACAGGUCAAACGAGAACAACAACAGCAGAUCAUUCAACAAAAACAAGUUACCACACAGCAGCAGUACACCAAUGGUUACUCGCAUGUCGAAGAAGAAUUCAAAGUCGACACAUUCGAGUAUCGGUUGCUGCGGGAGGUUUCCUUCCGUGAAUCUAUUACUCGUCGUUACGCUGGCGAAACAGACGCUCAAUUAAUCACUAUCGUCGAUCGUGCUCUUGGUCCGCCUGCUCCGCCACAGAUCAGUCAAAAACCAAGAAACUCCAAACUAGUCGAAGGAUCCGAUGCAGUGUUCAGUACCAGAGUUAGCGCGAAUCCGAAACCAAGACUGAGCUGGUUCAAAGACGGUCAACGCAUUAUCCCGUCCGCUGAGAAGUAUGACAUCAGCUACUCGAACCAACAGGCCACACUGCGCGUCAAGCAAGCUAACUCGAAAGAUUCUGGUCACUACACGCUGCUGGCGGAGAAUCCACAAGGCUGCCAAGUAUCGUCAGCUAUUCUAGCCAUCGAACCUGCCCACGAGCAAGUAACCGUAGAUAGAAACAGCCAUGAAAUCAUCGAAACUACCGAGACGGCCAAAGCACUAGUGCCGGCGUUUGUCACCUUAAUUCAGGAUCAAGAAACAACCGAAGGAAAAAUGGCUCGUUUUGACUGUCGUGUCACCGGUCGUCCGUAUCCGGAAGUAGCCUGGUAUAUCAACGGUAAACUUGUUACCGAUGACGCUACGCACAAGAUUCUGGUGAACGAGGCUGGCAAUCAUUCGCUGAUGAUCACCAGCACCAACCGGUACGACCACGGUAUCGUCACCUGUGUUGCCCGCAACAAAACUGGAGAAAUUGCUGCACAAGCCAAGCUAGUUGUCUGCGAGCGUGAACAGAUCGUGGCACCGAAGUUCAUCGAACGUUUUACCACUGUCAACGUUAAGGAAGGCGAACCAGUUCGUCUGUUUGCACGUGCCAUCGGUACUCCGAUCCCGCGCAUUACAUGGCAAAAGGACGGCGUACCGCUGCUACCGGGACCGGACGUGCAGAUCCUAUGGGACGACAAUGGUUCGACCACCGUUGACAUCCCACGAGCAAAGACGUCGGAUGCUGCCUGGUAUCAGUGUACCGCGCAAAACGUUGCCGGUACAACCGCUACCCGUGCUCGUCUCUUCGUCGAAACUCCGAAGGGACCAGCGCCGGAACAGCGUCGCCUCAAUCUACCACGGCCAACGAAAGUCAUUCAACCGGAACCCGCUCCGGAACCUGAGAUCAUUUUCUUGCGUCACGUUGAACGUGCUGCUCCGCAUUUGCCGCAAAAGGAGGAGGAUCGCGUUUAUCCACCGCCGAAAUUUACGAUCCCAUUGAACGAUGUCGCUCAAGUCGAAGGUGGCAAGGUUCACUUCGAAGCACGUAUCGAACCUGUGUCCGAUCCGUCGAUGCACGUCCAGUGGUUCAUCAAUGGAAACUUGAUUCAAGCAAGUUCUCGUGCCAAUACAACGUUCCAGUUCGGUUACGUUGCACUGGAUCUGUUGAGCAUCGUCCUGGAGGACAGCGGCGAGUACACGUGUCGCGUGUCAAGUUCGACUGGUGUGGCCGAGUCUCGUGCUAUGCUAAGCGUACAGCCCAAACCACCGAUCGAGCAGCAGUCUCAGCACCCGUCUGCCCUGGAGCAGAUGCAGCACCUCGAAGACUACAGCAAGUACGUCCGUACUGAGAGUCUCGAAGAAGUUAUCAACCAGAAGCCAGCUUUCACUCGCCCACUGCAAGACUUGGGCCAGCUUGAAGAAGGAAGAAAUGCUCAUUUUGAAGCUCAGAUUACCCCUGUGAGCGAUCCAACAAUGAGAGUGGAAUGGUACAAAGAUGGUCGCCCGAUUACGGCCAGCUCCAGAAUUACCGCCAUCUUCAACUUCGGCUACGUCUCCCUCAAUAUUAUGCACCUACGAGCUGAAGAUGCUGGUACGUACACCGUGAGAGCCGUAAACCAUAUCGGAGAAGCGAUCAGUACAUCUCAGAUUUCGAUUAUCAGCAAGGCUGCCGUUACGGAAGAUUUGGGCAUCGCUGAGCAACAGAACUACAUCCAGAAGGUUGAGCAGUUGGAGCAGUACCAGAAAUAUCAGAACAUGAAAUUCUACGAGGAAACACCGGAGAGUACCCAGCGUCCGGAGUUCAAGGCUCCGAUUACCGAUCAGUUGAACAUCCGAGAAGGCGGUUUCGCACAUUUCGAGGGCCGCUUAGAGCCGGUUAGUGACCCAACACUUCGUGUUGAAUGGUUGAAGGAUGGUCAGCCAAUUGAAGCUAGUUCUCGUAUCACAACUUUCUGUAACUUCGGUUACGUGGCAUUGACUAUUAAGCAGGUUACGAUCCAUGAUGUUGGCUACUACACUUGCCGUGCUUACAACUCUUUGGGUGAAGCUCAUGUCAGUGGAAAACUUACCGUCGUAACUCGCCAGGAUAUUAUUGUGGAUUCACAAACCAGUCACAUGGGUAUGGAAAAGAUUCAAUAUCUGGAAGAUUCAUCACGUUACACUCGCUCUACCCAAGAGGAACAGCAGGUGAUUUCUACUGCCCCACGCUUUCUAGGACCAUUGAAGGCUACGAAUAAGAUCGUGGAAGGUCAACGCGCCCACUUUGAGGCCCGUCUCGAACCGCAGUCCGAUUUAACGAUGCGCGUCGAAUGGUAUCACAAUGGUCGCCCGGUAAUGACUGCUAAUCGUAUUCAGACCUACCAUGACUUCGGUUACGUUGCUAUGGAUAUUCUGGAUGUUCGUGGUGAAGAUUCUGGAACCUACACUCUGGUGGCUACCAACAGCGCUGGACAGGCCCAAUUGGACGCCCAAAUGAUCGUUGAAACUCGCUCAGCCAUCGACACUACCAGCAUGCAUCACGUCGUCGAACGCAGCCAGCAGAAGCAGGAAAGUCAGUUUGUCGAACCACAGUACCACAUCGAGGAACUGUGCAAAUCGAAGCCCAUUUUCAUUCAACCCCUUUCGGACCCGCAACCGAUUGGUGAAGGCCGUAACAUUCAUCUGGAGUGCAAACUGGAGCCACUGGGCGAUCCUACGAUGCGCGUGGAAUGGUUCCAGAAUGGGCGUCCAAUCACCAUUGGUUCCCGCUUCAAAACAUACUACGACUUCGGUUUCGUUGCCUUGGAUAUUCUGCAUUGCACCGCCCUGGACUCUGGCGAAUACACCGUCCGUGCCACAAAUCAGUUGGGAAGCUCUCAUACUUCCGCUUGUGUUCGGGUGAUUACCCGUUCGGACAUCAUUACCGAGUCCCAGAGCGAAAUGACUGCGGAGCAGUUGCAAUAUCUAGAUGAUUCAUCCCGUAUACGUCGUGAUGUGAUGGAAGAUAUCACCGUUAUGUCGCCACCACAGUUUGUGCGCCCUCUGCACAACAUUGAAACAUACGAGGGAACCAACAUUCAUCUGGAGUGUCGUCUACAACCGGUUGGUGAUCCAUCCAUGCGUGUCGAUUGGUUCGUCAACGGUCAUCCCGUCAAAAUUGGUCAUCGCUUCCGUCCAGCUUACGAGUUCGACUAUGUAGCACUCGAUUUACUCGGUGUUUACGCUGCCGACUCAGGCGUUUACACCUGCCAGGCUCGUAAUUCACUCGGCGAAGCCGUAACCUCGUGUUCGGUAAGAAUUGUAGCCAAGAAAGAUCUGAUUCUAGAAACACAGUACCCAGCAGGGUUAGAAAAACUGCAAUACUUGGAGGACAUUUCGCGCUACCGUAAGUCUGAAUUCGUCGAUGAAAUCGUCAAUGUAAAGCCACGAUUCGUAACUCGCCCGAAAAACAUUGAUCGCGCUCAAGAGGGCGGUCAUGCUCACUUUGAGUGCAAAUUAGAACCGGUAACGGAUUCUAAUUUGAAGGUCGAGUGGUACAAAAAUGGUCAUCCCAUUACCGUUGGACAUCGUUUCCGUCCGAUCCAUGAUUUUGGAUACGUCGCAUUGGAUAUCAUUGACCUGAUCGCCGAGGAUUCGGGUACGUACAUGUGUCGGGCAGUGAACUUGGUGGGAGUGGAUGAAGUCGCAGUUCAAUUGCUCUGUCGUGGUUCGCAGCAAAUUUUGACUUGCACUCAAAACGAGUUAGGUCUGGAGCAAAUUCAGUACCUGGAAGAGAAGGCAAAACACCACCGUGCAGAUUACGGCGAUGAACUCCCCUCGCAGGCUCCGACGUUUACGACUUCGCUGAAGCAUAUUGAAAUCAAGGAAGGACAACGAGCUCACUUCGAAUGCCGUCUGAUUCCGGUAUCGGACUCGACACUUCGCGUUGAAUGGUACCAUAAUGAUGCACCCGUUAAGUCCGGUUCACGAUUCACCGAAACAAAUAACUUCGGCUUCGUGGCUUUGGAUAUUAUGGGAUGUUUGGCUGAAGAUUCUGGCACGUAUACUUGCCGCGCCGUCAAUGCUCUUGGUGAAGCCGUCACUUCAGCUACCUGCGUGGUACACACUCGUAAGAGCAUCUACUCCGAGUCUCAGCAUGAACAUGCACUCUCCAGCUUGCGUUACUUGGAGGAUAACUCUCGCUACCAGCGAGAGACUGAGGUUGAUGAAAUCAUUACCCAAGCUCCGGUAUUCACUAUGCCGGUGAAAGAUGUCAAGGUUGCCGAGAAUCAGGCCGUGCACUUCGAAGCCCGCCUGGUCCCAGUCGGUGAUCCGAAGAUGCGUGUUGAGUGGUUGAGAAAUGGUGUUGCCAUCGAAGCAUCUAACCGCAUCACCACAAUGCACGACUUUGGAUACGUCGCUCUCAACAUGAAAUACGUCAAUCCCGAGGAUUCAGGAACCUACACUUGUCGCGCUACCAACGAUCUAGGACAAGCGGUCACCUCUGCCAAACUGAUGGUUCAAUCUAAGGCGGCUCUCGAUUUGGAAACCCAGAAUGAAAGUGCCCUGGAGAAAAUCCAUCAGCUUGAAGACGCGGUACGUUAUUCGCGAAAGGAAGAGGAAGAGUUCGUAGUUACACAGAAGCCCAAGUUCACAACGAAGCUUCAUGGACCGACCAACUUGGUUGAGCAGCAAAGUGCCCAUUACGAGUGUCGUAUUGAACCCUACCCAGAUCCGAGCUUGAAGGUUGAAUGGUUCCACAAUGGCCAACCGCUGACUACUGGCCACAGGUUCCGAACUACCUACGAUUUUGGAUUCGCCGCUUUAGAUGUGUUGACGGUUUACGCCGAGGAUUCUGGCGAGUACACGUGCCGUGCUACAAACCAUCUUGGAUCGGACACUUCCUCGAUCAAGCUGAGCGUUCAGUCUCGAUCUGGAAUUGUACGCGAUACCCAACACGAAGGUGCCCUUGAAAAGAUUCAAUAUCUGGAAUGCGAUGCACGUUACGGACGUAAAGCGGACGAGGAACAUUUCGUUGCCGAGAAGCCUCAGUUUGGUCGUCCGCUGAAGAACGCCAGCGUCGCCGAAGGAUUACCGGUACAUUUGGAGGCUACGCUCACUCCGGUCAACGAUCCCACGAUGAAGGUUGAAUGGUACUGCAAUGGCCGUCCGAUUCAACAGGGUCACCGCUUCAAAACGACCUACGACUUUGGUUUCGUGGCUCUCGAUAUUCUGUAUGCCCACGCUGAGGACACUGGUACCUACAUGUGUAAGGCAAAGAACGCCGUUGGGGAGGCUGUCACGACUUGCGCUGUUAAAGUCACAGCAAAUGCUGGAUUAUAUUUGGAGACUUUGGAUGAGCAGCGUUUGCAGAAGAUUAAAGAGUUGGAGAGCUAUCAGAAGCCACAAACUCCGGAGGUUGAGCCGGCCAAGCAGAAGCCGGUGUUCCUGACACCGCUGACCAGUCUGGAAAACUUGAAAGAAGGUGACUAUGCGCACUUGGAGUGCCGCGUUGAACCCAUCAACGAUCCGAACCUGAAGAUCGAAUGGUUCAUCAAUGGCAAAUCGAUCCGUGCCGGUCAUCGCUUCCGCACAACACACGACUUCGGUUACGUUGCGCUGGAUAUUUUGUACGUCUAUGGAGAGGACAGCGGUACUUACAUGUGCAAAGCUACCAACCUGGUUGGCGAAGCUGUCAGUACUUGCAACAUUCGUGUUGUUAACAAGCGCAGCAUCAUCUUCGACUCCCAGCAUCCCGACGGAUUGGAGAAAAUUCAGAAACUGGAAGCCCAGGUUCGUCCAUCUCGCUUGGAUCUUGAAGAACCGGACACCGUUGCUCCACGCUUCAUUACCGAACUUCGGGGCACUACGGAAAUUCAUGAAGGACAAACAGCUCACUUUGAAGCCCAAGUGGAACCGAUUCACGAUCCGAACCUUCGCAUUGAGUUCUACCACAACGGCAAGCCACUACAGUCUGCUGCUCGUUUCCACAUCACCUUCGACUUCGGAUAUGUCGCUCUCGAUAUUCAGCACGUCGUCGCUGAAGAUGCUGGAGAGUACACCGUCAAAGCAAUCAACGCCAAGGGUCAGUGCAAAUCGUCGAUCAAAAUGCAAGUCACUGCCAAGGGAGCAAUCAUUACGGACACCCAGCAUCCAGAGGGUCUGGAUAAAAUCAAACAACUGGAAGGUGCUGCUCCCUUCAGGCGACCAGAGAUCCAGGAUGCCGUCACCAAGCAGCGUCCUGUGUUUACUCAGCCAUUGCAGAACAUUGACUUUGUUGCCGAAGGCCAAACCGCUCACUUCGAGUGCCGCCUGAUCCCUGUUGGAGAUCCUAACCUGAAGGUCGAAUGGUACCGCAAUGAGAAACCGUUGGAAGACAGUUCGCGUAUCACGAAGCAGCAUGAUUUCGGAUUCGUAUCGAUGGAUCUCUCACACGUUCGGGAAGAAGACGAGGGUGUUUACAUGUGUCGCGCCAUCAAUCCGCUUGGCGAAGCCGUGACUACAGCUUCGAUGAGAGUUCGCACCAAGGCAAGCAUCCAGAUGGAUACUCAACAUCCAGAAGGAAUGAGAAAGAUUAUUCAGCUCGAGCAGCCACAUGCUCCGCGGCCAGAGGAACAGGAACCAGGUUUCGAGAAACCGAUCUUCACUCAACUGUUGACCGGUCCUUCGGAAUUGUGGGAAGGCCAGCACGCACACUUUGAAGCUCGUGUUGUCCCGGUUGGUGAUGCAAGCAUGAAAUACGAAUGGUACGUGAAUGGAGUUGAACUCAAGCUCGGAUCACGUUUCCGUACAACUCACGACUUUGGAUUCGUUACGCUGGAUAUCAAUUCUGCCGUUGCGGAAGACUCUGGUGUCUACAUGUGCAAAGCUAUCAACAAAGCAGGUGAGGCUGUUUCUUCGACUAUGAUGAAAGUCAAAUCUAAGUCGUCGAUCGCUGGUGAGCCACUGUUGCCAGAAGCAUGGGAAAAGAUUCAGUUGAAGGAAGCUGCUAUGAAUAGAGUGCCGGAUAUGUUUGUCGAUACCACUCCACAGCAGGCUCCAGUCUUCACCACACAUCUGGAAAGCCACGAGAAGUUACAGGAGGGACAGCAUGUCUAUCUGGAAGCUCAAGUGGAACCGCGUGCUGAUCCAAAUCUUAGAAUUGAAUGGUUCAAGAACGGCAUGGCCAUCACGACCGGGGCUAGAAUUCGUAGCACGUUCGACUUUGGACUUGUCACUUUAUCCAUCAACGGAUUGCGUGCUGACGAUUCGGCUAUCUAUACUUGCAAGGCUACCAAUAAUUAUGGUGAGGCAGUUUCUACUGCUACGCUGAAGAUUGAAGGCAGCCACUGGCUGUUGGGAGAUACGCUACAUCCAGCAUCCAUCCAGAAGAUCAGCGAUCUGGAAGCUCCUCGCGUAGGCCAUAAGGAUACACCAGAAGCACAAUUCGAGUCUCCAGUUUACGUUACUCAUCUGAACAACGUCGAAUGCAAGGAAGGUGACAAUGUACACUUCGAAUGCAACGUAGAACCUUCCAAGGAUCCAACCAUGCAGAUCGAGUGGUUUGUUAAUGGUAAGCCACUGCCCACCGGAGCUCGCUUCAAAACUACAUACGAUUUCGGUUAUGUUUCAUUGGACAUUUCCGGAGCGUAUGCUGAAGACUCCGGUAUCUACACGUGCAAGGCCACCAACAACAAGGGAUCGGCAUCGACAUCUGGAUCACUGAGAUGUACCAGCACGAAAACGAUGUACUUGGAUACCCAGCAUCCUCAGGGUAAAGCCGGAUUGGAAGCAGUCGAAGACACUGAAGCUUCCUUGGCCAAGCGCUACAAACGCCAAGACUCGAAACCGGAAGCAGCGUAUCCAAAACCGAAAUGGGUCGUUGAGUUGCAAUCCGAAUUCCGUCUCAACGAAGCCGAAUCUUUGCAUCUGGAAGGACAGGUUGAACCCAAGGAUGAUCCCAAUCUUAAAAUUGAAUGGUACUUCAAUGGUAAGGUUCUUGCGCAUGGAUCCCGCUUCAAGAUGACCAGCGACUUUGGAUUUGUCACACUGGAUCUAUCCGAAGUGUACGAACGUGAUCAGGGCAUUUACACCUGCAAAGCGUUCAAUCAAUCGGGAGAAGCGUUCACAUCGUCUACGAUCUACUGCGUCACGAAGGAAAGUCUCAUCGAACGCACCCAGCAUCCGAAGGGUACGGAAGGUUUGGAGAAGAUUCAAGAUUUGGAAGAAUCGCUUCGCAGACAGGCGGCUGGAGAAACGGAAGCCGAUGCUGGCCAUGCUCCGAAGUUCACGUCCGAGUUCGUUGCGGUUACUAACAUUGGUGAAGGUGAAAUCGCUCACUUCGAUGCUACUCUAAUUCCAACCGGCGACCAGAGCAUGGUUAUCGAAUGGUUCUACAAUGGUAAACAGCUGGAAGCUAGCCAUAGGGUUCGUACCGUUUAUGCCUUCGGAAUGGUUGUGCUGGAGAUUCUGGGCACCAAGAUUGAAGAUUCUGGAACCUACAGCUGCAGGGCUACCAAUAAGUGGGGAAGCGCUGAAAUCAGUGUCGACCUGGAAUGUGUUGAUAAGUCAGCUGGACAGAAACCACGCUUCACUACCCAGAUCCAAAAUCUGGAGGGUCUGAAGGAUGGACAGUCCGCUCACUUCGAAUGUACUCUGGUUCCAGUUAACGACCCGGAAUUGAAAGUCGAAUGGUUCCACAAUGGUAAGCCACUUCGCCACUCGAAUCGCAUUAAGCCUGUUUCCGACUUUGGCUACGUUCUACUGGAUAUUGCCUACGUUCAGAGUCACGACUCUGGAGAGUACGUCUGUCGUGCUUCUAACAAAUACGGUGAGGACACGACUCGUGCGACACUGAAAUGUUACGGUAAAGGUGGAGUUUAUCUGGAAUCACUGCAGCCUGACUCAUUGGCUAGAAUUCGUGAGCUCGAGAGUCACGCUGGUAUGAAACCAACUGCGGCCGGAUCUCCGGUUGGUGAGGCUCCACGCUUCGUCACGAAGAUCUCCGAUGUUACCAAACUGGUUGAGGGACAAAGUGCUCACUUCGAGGCUCGAUUGACUCCCGUUACUGAUCCUGAUCUGGUUGUUGAAUGGUAUUGGAAUGGACAAAAGCUACCACAUGGACAUCGGUAUCGCACAUUCCAUGAUUUUGGAAUUGUCAUUCUGGAUAUUCUUUACUGCUACGAGGAGAACUCCGGUGAAUUCGAAUGUCGCGCCACUAACAAGUAUGGCUCGGACAGUACUAAGGCUACGUUGAGGUGCGUAUCGAAGGCGAAUCUGAUCUUGGACUCGCAGUUGCCACGUGGUAUGGAGGGUGGACUGGAGAAGAUUCAAACGCUAGAGGAUUCCCUGAUCCGCACGCGGGAUGAUCGUGAACGCGUUGAAGGUGGACGUGCACCGGUAUUCACUGUUCCAUUGUCGAACAUCGAUAGCCUUCGUGAAGGUGAGAGUGCGCAUUUCGAGGGUAAACUGACGCCAACCGAUGAUCCCAGACUUAAGGUUGAAUGGUUCUGGAACGGAAAGCCACUUAAAACCGGUUCACGAUUCCGAACGUUCUGCGACUUUGGCUUUGUCAUUUUGGAAAUUUCACCAGUAUAUCCGGAAGACUCUGGUGAGUAUUCGUGCCGUGCUACCAACGAAUACGGAGAAGCGGUUACGACGGCUUCGAUGAAGGUACAAGGCAAGCGUAGUAUUAUUCUGGAAUCGCAACUACCGAAGGGCAUGGAAGGUACCAUCGAGCGAAUCGCCGAGCUGGAGGGUCUGGGAAUUCCUCACGGAGGUCUCAGUCCCGAUGAUGAUUCCGGUAAACCACCGGAGUUCAUCACUACGCCGUCGGAUCUAACGCUUACCGAGAACUCGUUGGCUCACUUCGAGUGUCGUUUGACGCCUAUCAAUGACCCGAGUAUGCGUGUUGAAUGGUACCACAAUGGUAAAGCUUUAUGGGCCGGAUCUCGUAUCAAGACGAUUAACGAUUUUGGUUUCGUCAUUUUGGAAAUUGCUGGAUGCUACCAACGAGACUCUGGAUUGUACACGUGUAAGGCUACCAACCGUCACGGUGAGGCUACUGUAUCAUGCAAACUAACCGUUCGCGGCCGGCAGGGUAUCAUUAUGGAACCCCAACUGCCUUCGAACUUCCGAACUGGUACGGAAAGUAUUCAAAAGUUGGAAGAACAGUUGCACAAACGCGAAGAGUUAAUGGCCGAGGAAGACGAGGGCCGUCCACCGAAGUUCAUUGUAGAAAUCAAGGAUAACGAAGAUAUUCCGGAAGGUGGACCGGUCCACUUCGACUGUCGCGUCGAACCGGUUGGAGAUUCGUCGAUGAGAAUCGAUUGGUACCACAAUGGAAAGCCGUUCGCCACUGGAUCGCGAGUGCAUAUGCUGAAUGAUUUUGGUUUCAUUGCCUUGGACAUGGAUUACGCGUACGUGCGAGAUUCUGGAGUGUACGAGUGUCGUGCUACAAAUAGAUGGGGUACCGCCUCUACCACGGCUAAAGUUACUGUGGUUUCUCGCGGUGGUAUCAUCUUGGAUUCCCAGCUUCCGGAGGGCAUGACCGCUUCAAAGUUGAAGGAGCUAGAACGUGGAAAAGUUACUCUGGCUACCCAGGAAGAGAGAACCUUUGGACCUCCGAAGUUUGUGACACAGAUCCAGUCCACCACUAUCGACGAGGGUGAAACUGUACGCUUUGAGUGCCGCGUUGAGCCGAAAGAGGAUCCGAAGCUGCGCGUUGAGUGGUUCCGCAAUGGAAAGCCGUUGCCAAGUGGUCACAGAUACCGAACCAUCUACGACAUGGGCUUCGUUUCGUUGGACAUUCUGUCGGUAUACGUGGAGGAUGGAGGCGAUUAUGUAUGCCGUGCCUUCAAUGAACAUGGUGAAGACUCCACGAAAGCCCAUGUCAGCUGCAAGAAACUGCCGUCAAUUGUGCUGCAAAACCAGAUCCCGAAGGGAAUGCAAAAGUCGGAAACUCUAAUGCAGAUGGAAGCCACCAUCAAGAAGUACACGGAAGAGAUCUUCCUCACCGAAGAUGAUCUGUUCGAUCCGGAUCGCAAACAGCCUCCUCGCUUCGUUACUCAGAUUAAGGAUCAGCUCACUUUGACGGAAAUGCAAGCCACCAAGUUCGAGUGCCAGCUGGCUCCGGUUGGAGAUCCGAACAUGAAGGUGGAGUGGUUCUACAAUGGCAAACCAUUGCCGUAUAAGAACCGCUUCACACCGAUCUACGACUUUGGUUAUGUAGCGAUGAACUUUGCCUGGAUCUAUCCCGAAGAUAGUGGAGAAUACCUGUGCCGGGCCACUAACUUGUACGGCAUGGACGAGACUCGUGCCACUAUCAAGACCACCGGAAAGCCUGGAAUCAUCUACGAUUCGCAGCUUCCGAAGGGUAUGAAGAGUAUCCAGAAAAUCCGCGAAAUGGAAGCGUUAUGGAACUUAAAUAUACCAGAGGUAGUCGACGAGACCCAGAAGCCGAAGAAGGAACCAACGUUCGUAAGUCGUCCGGAAUCGAUCGAGGUUGAGGAAGGUGAAUGGGCCCGCUUCUGCUGUCGUGUCACUGGUCAUCCGAGGCCAAGAGUUAUGUGGCUUAUCAAUGGACACACUGUUGUCAAUGGUCAACGCUAUAAACUCACCUACGAUGGAAUGUACCACUUCGACAUCCCAAAGACACGCCAGUACGACACCGGCAAGGUGGAAGUCAUUGCCCGUAGUUCCGUCGGUGAAUCGAUUGCUCGCUGCGAACUGAAAAUCACUCCACGGCACGACGACUACCGUGGGGUGCUGAAGAACUCCCCGAGACCCUGGUACGAUUACGAUCUAGUUGCCUACCAGAAGGGUCGUCUCGAUACCGACCUAGAGGUAACACUGAAGGAAGAAACCAAGAAGAAAAAGAAGGGUCUCAAGACUCAACACCUGAAGCCGAAAGAGAAGAAGGACGGCGAAACGGAAUGGCAAAAAACUGUCAAGCAGAAGAAGAACGAGGAGUACUACAACAAGCUCGCCCAGGUCGAGAAUGAGCAACUGGUCAAGGAGCAGAGACUCCGCGAAGAGAAGCACCAGUUUGCGAUCCCUGGCGAGAAGGUUGUUGGCCAGUCACUGGCCAAGGGUAUGGCGUCUGCCUACGAAGAAACUCUUGAAGAAUCCAAGGACGAGUCUUCGGAGAAGACCACUGUCGAAAGGAAAAAGGUAAUACCCGAUCCGUUGGAAACAUCGGUUCAGGGUAAGGAAAUUCACGUCUCACAGCAAAAGCAAACUCAAAAGGAAGUAUACGAUGAUAAGGAGAUAAUUCGAAAGAUUACCGCUACGGAAACCACCGAAGUGGAACACAAGGGCACAACACAGGAACGUAUUGUCGAGGGACCGGUCAAGCCUGCCACGCCACCGGUAUUCACGAAGAAGAUUCAACCGUGCCGCGUGUUCGAGAACGAGCAAGCCCGGUUCGAUGUAGAAUUCGACGGUGAUCCAAUGCCCACGGUCAAGUGGUUCCGCGAGAACUUCCAGAUCAACAACUCGUCGGACUUCCAGAUUCACACUUUCGGAACGAAAUCCGUGUUGAUUAUUCGUCAAGUUUUCGUGGAGGAUUCCGCUGUAUUCGCCGUAAUUGCCGAAAACCGUGGAGGAACUGCCAAGUGCAGCGCCAACUUGGUUGUCGAGCAGCGUCGUCAACAAGGCCGCGGAGGCGUCAUACCGCCCAGCUUCGUCAAUACGAUUUCCGAUACAGCUGUAACGGCCGGUCAGCUUGCUCGCUUUGAUGCCAAGAUUUCCGGAACGAAACCACUGGAUGUGUACUGGCUAAAGAAUGGACAGAAGAUUGCGCCCAACAUCAAGUACAAGAUUCUCGAGGAAGACAAUAACUACACGUUGUUGAUCAUCGAAGCCUACGCCGAGGACAGCGGAAAGUAUGAAUGUGUUGCCAUUAACAGUGCUGGUGAAGCUCGCUGCGAUGCAACUUGCAACGUUGACACUCCGCACACUCAGAUCAUCGAAAAACCGGCAACCCCCGGCACGGAACGUCCCCCGAAUCUAGUUGAACCGCUGAAGGAUAAAACCGUACCGGAAGGGCAAUCGGUCGAGUUCCGCACCCGCGUCACUGGCAAGCCUAGCCCCAGUGCUCAGUGGUUCAAGGGCGACAAACAGAUCAAACCGUCCAAGUACUUCCAGAUGACCAAGGACCGUGACUUCUUCACGCUCAUCAUCACGGAAGCCUUCCCGGAAGACGAGGGCGAGUAUCUGUGUAUCGUUUCGAAUGCCGGCGGCGAGGUGCACACCACCGCCAGCCUUAAGGUUGUCACGCCCGGUAUGCAGGAUGCCGUCCCCAAGCUGACCGAGAUGAAGGACUGCCUCGUGGACGAAGGUGCACCCGCUCAGUUCAAAACGCAGAUCCUCGGCAAACCGUCCAAGGUGACGGUGCAGUGGCUGCGCGAGGGGUUGCUGAUUCCCGAGUCGCCCGAUUUUCAGAUGAUCACCGAGGGAACGAACGCGGUCCUGCUGAUCGGUACGACGUACGAGGAGGAUUCCGGUCUGUUCACCUGCCGGGUGACGACGUCCGCCGGCCAGGCCGAAACCUCAGCCAAACUGAUAGUCAAAAGCAACUUGAAAAGAGAGAAUGUGUAAACGAACAACAAACAAAGCUUGAUGCGAAAUGUGCGAGUCUGAAUUGCUCACAGGGAUUGACACUAAAGAUUUCCAAUUAUGAAGCAAGCAAAAAAUUUGAAAAAAUAGCACUAGAAGAGGCGAUUUAAAAAUUACAAUAGCUAAGAAGCGCGAUCCUUAGAACAAGCAGAAACAGUUAAAUCAUUCAUUAACACAUUAUGUGACUAGUAGUGGAUUUUUUUGUACGUUGCAAUAGUAGUUGUAGUUAGUGCCAAUUCACGCGCACAGCUCGAAGUGAUCCCCACAGGAACAACCGAAGCUUUUUUCUGUUGUAUGUUUUUCGAUUUCUGUCGUUUUUGUUUUUGAUAUUUACAAUUUACGGAACAUAACACAUAUUCUAAGGCGAAAUGGCUAUUAGAACGAGUGCAUAUAAGAAUCGGUGUAGGUAGAAUUUUGUGGCUUCAGCCAGAGAGCAGAGAGAUUCUCCCGUACUAGUCGUCAGGAUUAAAUGCCCCCCUGCUGCUCUAUUUCCUAGAUGCACCAAGUGACUCUAUUUAUGACCUUAUUUAUUGAUAUUUCAUACGAUGAAGUUAUUAUAGCUUAUUAAAACCAUUUUAUAGCAACUAUUUUAAAGGAAGCUUAUAAUGAAUAGCAGCUUAACAAAUAAAAUUUGCAAGCAAUUUUUAAAACAAAUCAACUGGUGUCUUGUGUUUGAUGAAGCAGGCGAAAAUUUCACACUCUGAAAGUGGCGUAUAUCAAGUUUGGUGGAGUCAGAAGGAUCCAAACGAUCAGUACAUUAGAACCAAUGCCGUCUUCGAUUGUUUUCCGAGCGAAGGAAAACACUUUCAGAAUGACGGCUCCCACACCCCGCGAGAAUAAUGAAUAAUUAGUACAGAAUGCUCUCGACGUUGCAGCAGUGUGCAAUCCAAAUUCCGCGCACCCCACGUCGUUAGAGUUGAAGUUGUAAAUAGUGUAGAAAAGAGCGAUCGUUUUCGUCUAAACAACAAAAACAGAAGAAAAAAAACAUUUCCCACAGUGCAUGCGAGAUUGCUUUGCGAUCCUCUCGACAUCAUCAACGCCAGCCUUUUGCGUGAGCACUAUUUCGAGCAGUUCUUUUUCGACUUUCACCGUCACAAGCGUGCACCGCUCGCGGGAGGUAAAAUCUGUCAAAAUUUAAACCAUUAUUAAUGGUUCACAUACACCGUCUGUAUCAAAAGGUGGAGUGCAAAACAUGAUAGGCGAAAAAAUCGAGCAGCCAGCGCGUGCAACGCGGCCUCGAUCGAGUGUCGUGUGCACAAAUCGCACACACAAGGUGGAAAUCGUUUGGAAUUUUCAAACCGUGACUCAGAGCGUCAUGACGCGAUGCUGAGCUGAUAAUUCGAACGUGUGAAAAAUUUGGAGGUUUCCUCUCCCAACCGUGGCUGCCAUCGAGAUUCGGAAAAAAAUAUUUCACUAGUUUUCCCAACCCAGCAAGCAUAAUGUUGUACUACAUAGCGUCGGCUCUCGGUUUUGUCUUGUUGCGAGCAGAUGCGUUGCUAUUUUUAGAAACGUUCUCUUGAGCGAACCCUGAGCCGUCCGUGUUGGUGCGAACAUUGGCCGAUGAAAAGCCGCUUCCCGGACACUCCGCCAAGAAAUAUUAGAACGAUCUUCGAUUGCGUGUUGGCAUUUUUUUUCUGUUUCUUCUCUAGCAUGGAAAAUCAUUCCACCCCACUGAUUGCCUUGUGAAAACGACCCGCUAAUUGCAACUUAACGACGGGAAUUAACAGUAGCAUUUCCUUCGUAACAGACAGAGGUGGACGCCUGACCUCGCGCUUUCCAUGUGAAGUGUUUCGGAUUACGAAAACAUCAGACUUUCACCGAAAUUAUUUAUUUAUUUAUUUUUCGACUUUUUUUUUCUGGAGCACACAAAAAAAAACCUUUUUUGAACAAGCGGUUGAUUACUUACCCGUGCGUUGCCACUGCUUUGCAGACGUAAUGGCGAGUGAUUUGCGAAAAAGAACUGCUUCAUGUGAGUGUGAAAAAGAAUACAAUGUAUGCGCAACAAGAAAAAAAAAUCAACAGGGAAGCCGGCACUUGAAGGAAAAUUUUGUAACUGGUGUAGCAAAUCGUAUUAACAGACAGAACAGAGGUAAUAAAAUUUUCUGAAAAUAACUCGAAAUUAGGAUCUUUUACUACUGACCCAUACAAACAGAGGGCCGAUGAGAGCAAUAGAUAAAAACGCGAAUAAUCGAUCAUCAAAAAUCGUCUGCCUUGAGCCAGGGCUUACGCUGGUGUAAAUUUAUGGCGGGAAAUGAACCGAACCUUGAUCUUCUGCCACGAUUCAAUUUAUCGCUAGUGUGUCCUUCGAAAGGGGCCAUCUGGUUUCCGCUGAUCGUUAUCCAAUCGGACGGUAAAAUUGCCGAUAGAGAAUCCGUGUGGGAAGCUAGUUGCACGAGCGAAAAUUUUCUAGAACUUUCGGAGGCUCCCUGGCACGACUUUCCAAGUGACUGCAGUUUCUUUGUCACGAGACUCCCACGCGUCUUCUAGCUGUUUGUUCUCGCUCACCUGUCGCUUUGUGUUGCUAUUGUCCGAAACCGCUACAGUCCGAAACCGAAAACAAUUUGACUCAUUUCCUGCCCAUUUGAGUGGUUGUUGUUGAUCGGCAAGUUCCGCACAAGUGAAUAACUUGCCAGUAUGCUCAGACUAGACUGUAAUUUAGCUUAGCUAGUUAGGAACGGUAAUUAUAUGCACUCUUAGCCGCAGCCAUUUGUUUUUAGUAGAUGCUGAACCGGCCGACUCCCGGCCGGUCGUCUCCGCAUCGCCACUAAGUGUGUCCUGUUCAAAUAAAAAACAGAAAAAAGAAUCCAUUAGUAUCCAUCCACACGCGAAAAUAAAAUUGAAUACAAAACAACUUGCAGCUCGAAGUGAUAUACUUUCGAACGGGUUGCUGCAUGUUUGCAAACUUUGCAUCAACAAAUUCGAAAACAUCAAUAAAUCUACAUCGCCGCCAAUUUAUCAAGCAACCAGUAAAAACAAAAAAAAAAACAAAUAAUACUUAUCUGCAAGGAUCGGGUCUAAUUUUGCGCUGCCAAUGCGAGCUUCGGUCAGCCGGUCAUUAGGAUGGGUCACUUUGAGCAUUUUGCCGCUCGCUUUCUGCCUGCUACUGUGCUUAAACUGCCACUAACUGCAACUGCUUGUCCGCAGGAUUUUGAGUAUUAUUAACCUUGUAGCUUGCGCUCGCUCCGAAAGUACAGGCCUGCCGUUGCCAUCACAUCACCACUGCUGCUGAUGCUGCUGCUGCUUCCAUCAUCGCGCUUUUACCGGAAAAAAGGAUUUCUGCCGAAUCGCAAACUAAUCUAACUCUGUUCUAAUGUAACGGUUGUUAUCGUCGAAAAAUUUUUUUUGUUUUUUUUUUGUCUCUGAUUAACUAGUUAAUCUAACUUAUUGAUUAUUGUUUAAGUGAUGUAGCGUUUAGAUUUAAAUCACUAUUUUAUAGGUUUUUGUAAAACAAAAAAAGUAACUUGCGUACAUGAAACACACCUUUACUUUUGUAUAUUUGUUUAAAAGUUCAAAACUGAACGGAGCGUUAAAGUGAUACAUAAAUUGACAGAAAAAUCAA